AUUUCACAGGCACAGCCGCACGGGAUUCACAUGGGAAGGGAUUUAUAAAGCUGCUGUUUCUCUUUCCCUUGCAGCAGAGGAUGUGCCGUGGCAUAGCAUGACUGCUUUCCACCCCACAUGCCAUGCCCUUCCCCAACAGCUCUGACCUCAGCCCACCCUCCUUCAUCUUGGCCAGCAUCCCGGGGCUGGAGGCUGCCCACUUCUGGAUGGCGAUCCUUCUGUGUUCCAUGUACAUCUUGGCGGUCACAGGCAACUGCGCCGUGCUGUUCAUCGUGAAGACGGAGCCCAGCCUGCACGCUCCCAUGUACUUCUUCCUCUGCAUGCUGGCUGCCAUCGACCUGGCCUUGUCCACAUCCACGGUGCCACGCGCCCUCUCCUUCUACUGGUUCAACACCAGGGAGAUCAGCUUCGGCGCUUGUCUUGUCCAGAUGUUCCUCAUCCACACCCUCUCGGCCAUCGAGUCCACUGUCCUCCUGGCCAUGGCUGUGGACCGGUACGUGGCCAUCUGCCACCCACUGAGACACCCUGCCAUCCUCACCAACGCUGCGACAGUGAAAAUAGGGCUGGUAGCCAUGGCCAGGGGAGUCAUCUUCUUCCUGCCUUUGCCUUUGCUCCUCCUGCCCCUUCCCUUCUGCAGCUCCCGGGUGCUGUCACACUCCUUCUGCCUGCACCAGGAUGUGAUGAACCUGGCCUGUGCCAACACCACCCCCAGCGUGGUGUACGGCCUCACCGCCAUCCUGCUGGUCAUGGGGCUGGACGCCGUCCUCAUCUGCCUCUCCUACGUCCUGAUCCUCAAGGCUGUCUUGCGGCUGGCGUCGUGGAAGGAGAGGCUCAAGGUGUUCAGCACCUGCAUUGCCCAUAUCUGCGUGGUCCUGGCCUUCUACGUGCCCCUGAUUGGGCUGUCCGUGGUGCACAGGUUUGGGAAGGACCUGGCUCCACUGGUCCAUAUCACCAUGGGGAACAUCUACAUCCUGGUGCCCGCUGUGCUCAACCCCAUCAUCUACGGGGUGAGGACCAAACAGAUACAGAGGAGGAUCCUGAAUUUAAUUCAUAUAUACAACAACAGAACUGCCCAGUGACUUGUGCUCGGCCGUUGUCUCCCGUAUCCUCACACCAGCUCAUCUUGUUUUAUACUUAAAGUCUUUGGUGCAGGACUGUCCUCUAUUUGUACGGCGCCUAGUACCUGGUAGGAGACUGAGGUGUUACCACAAGGCAAAAAGUAAAUAGCAAUUGUAAACUCCUUCCAAGAGUGUUUACCCUCACCAAACUUGAAAAGAAUCUAAUACACUGAUCUAAAUCCAGCUCUGAUCCAGCAGGUAACACAAUGCGAAGGAAAAGUGGCUCAGCAAACUAUGACAUUGCACUUCUUUGUUCCCGUCUCACCCAUAACAGUGGCAGAGCUGAGUGAAUGCCACAGUGUUUUUUGAAUGAUUUAGUUAAUUCAUGGUUUCCACUUAUGAUACAUUCACUUUCCAAAAACAUUUUAGCAAAAUUUUUGCCAGAAACUGUCUGUAACAUUGAUCUCUAAGUAAAAUAAUUGCAGCAAGAGAUAUCAAUGACCUACUGGGUGUUCAGUCAAGACAGCUUAGCCUCCUUAUAG
Molecule: messenger RNA, 1600 nt
Organism: Tyto alba (common barn owl)
Lineage: Eukaryota; Metazoa; Chordata; Aves; Strigiformes; Tytonidae
Product: olfactory receptor 51E2
Exons: 1
Coding region: 123-1079 (318 amino acids)
Biological process (GO): G protein-coupled receptor signaling pathway
Cellular component (GO): membrane
Molecular function (GO): olfactory receptor activity; G protein-coupled receptor activity
Source: RefSeq, a predicted model, not a curated record